Messenger RNA from Dendrobium catenatum, 1947 nucleotides. Its product is annotated as ATP-dependent DNA helicase Q-like 3. Gene Ontology annotation, cellular component: chromosome; cytoplasm. Lineage: Eukaryota; Viridiplantae; Streptophyta; Magnoliopsida; Asparagales; Orchidaceae. Gene Ontology annotation, biological process: double-strand break repair via homologous recombination. The coding region runs from base 1204 to 1947 and encodes 247 amino acids. The record is from RefSeq and is a predicted model, not a curated record. The transcript has 11 exons. Gene Ontology annotation, molecular function: 3'-5' DNA helicase activity; four-way junction helicase activity.
ACAAUAGCAACCAAAUACCCAUAAGGGCAAAAAUGGAAAAACUGAAAAAUAAAAUAAACUAUUACAUAAAAAGACUCAAAAUAAAACUCCUGAUCGUGACCGUCGAUCUCCAGCGUCUCCGAUGGUACACGUGCUGAAAUCGCUGACGAUGUCCUCAUCACUCUGUUUGGAAUAUGGACAAUGGCUCCAACGUGUGUUCUCAGCAUAGCUCACUGAUACGUUUUCCAGCACAUAUGACAGUUAAGCAUCAUGAUUAAAGGAUGGGUUACUAAAACCCAAACAAAAGAAACAUCUUUUUGUCCCAAUACUGAUCAACCUGAAUGUGGUUUGCUGCCCUGAAUUUUGAUUGUGCAAGUGGUUAGAGAAAUCCCAAGCACCCUUUGAGAUUUAGGUAUGUCAAACCUCUAUUGUCUACUGCUCACCGGCAAUGGGAAAGCAAGGUGAUAGAGUACUUGGGAAACCAUAUGAGAUUCUCCUUGGGAAUAGAAGGUCUAGUCAUAUGAGAUUCUCCUUGGGAAUAGGUCUAGUCAUAUCAGUAGUACACAUUUAGAGGCACGGUGGAAUUAAUAACAUUUGACAUCAUCAUUUUUAAUGUACAUAUAAAUGGCAGGAAAAAAAUGUGAGAUUAUUUUCCAAAUUUGUGUGCAAGGAAGUUUAGUGGAAAUCUAGGACAUAUAAGCAAGCGAACUUAUAUCUUAGCAACAAUAUCUGGGUAGUGAUGUGUUUCUACAUAAUGUCACAUCUAUUGCUAAGCAUAACUGCUUGUGUUGAAUUUUUUUAUUCAGGGUGGCCGUUUUAUUUGGAAUAUAAAUUUCACAUUGGAUGAAUCCCUAUUGUUUCUAUCAGGAUUUUCUUUUGCUUUCCAAUUGUCAUAUUGCCUAACUUUUGAGGUAUUGUAUAUCAUAAAUUAAUGAAAGGAUAUCAUAAAUUAGGGUUCAAGAGGAUGUCGUCAAGUCAUUGCAGCUGAGGAAUCCAUUGAUUCUUAGGACGUCAUUCAACCGUCCUAAUAUAUAUUAUGAAGUGAGGUUCAAGGAUCUUCUAGAUGAUGUGUACACUGAUCUGUCAAAUCUACUCAAGUCUAGUGGUCAGGUUGUUUGCUCCAUUGUUUAUUGCCUUGAGCGCUCUACUUGUGAUGAUUUGUCUUUGCACCUAUCAAAGAAUGGCAUCUCUUCGGCUGCUUAUCAUGCAGGUCUGAAUAGUAAAAUGAGAAGCACUGUUUUAGAUGAUUGGCUAUCGUCCAGAAUACUUGUUGUUGUUGCAACAGUGGCAUUUGGGAUGGGUAUUGACAGAAAGGAUGUUCGAGUUGUUUGCCAUUUUAACAUUCCGAAGUCAAUGGAAGCCUUCUAUCAAGAAUCUGGAAGAGCUGGCCGUGAUCAGCAACCUUCAAGAAGCGUGUUGUAUUAUGGCUUGGAUGACCAUAAAAGAAUGGAAUUCAUCUUGAGUAAUGGCAUUAAAAAGAAAUCACCCUCUUUGAGUUCCUCCGAUGAGCUCUUGAAGAAGCCCCUUACAGAUUUCAAACAGAUGGUGGACUAUUGUGAAGGUUCUGGCUGCCGGCGGAGAAAAAUCCUUCAGAAUUUUGGAGAACAAGUAUCUGCGUCACUUUGUCAAAAAUCAUGUGAUGCAUGUAAAUAUCCAUCUCUACUUGGAACAAAUUUGGCAGACCUUAAACGUAAUGGUAACAUUUUCAGGAAGGGAGGACUUACUCCUGUUUUCCUUCAAAGAUCGUUUGUGGCUGCAUCAGAUCCAGCGAGUGAAUAUUGGAAUCAAGAGGAGGAAGAGGACUCUAAUGAAGAUAUAUCAGAAUCUGAAGAUGAAGCACUGGUCCUAGAAUGUUCAGCAAAGUCUAAGAUUUCAUCUAAAGCUACUCUUGAUGAGAAGUUUGAGGCCUUACAACGUGCAGAGGAAAGUUAUUAUCAAAAUAAAGGCCAAAAAAAGCAGGAAGAUUAA